Messenger RNA from Cyprinus carpio (common carp), 1250 nucleotides. Its product is annotated as cell growth-regulating nucleolar protein. The record is from RefSeq and is a predicted model, not a curated record. Gene Ontology annotation, biological process: rRNA processing; negative regulation of transcription by RNA polymerase II. Gene Ontology annotation, cellular component: nucleolus. Gene Ontology annotation, molecular function: DNA binding. Lineage: Eukaryota; Metazoa; Chordata; Actinopteri; Cypriniformes; Cyprinidae.
UCCUGUUUCCCCUCGGAGCGAAAAUAGAGUGGGAACGCGUGUUUCAAGACACUCGCGCGCGUUUCCGUCGCGUGUUUUUACUUUAAACAACGAGACUCGCUCACGGGGAUCAAGAGAACUGAAUCACUUGAGUGAUAUAUUAACACGCGUGUGAAGGAGAUCAGUCGCUGCUCUUCAUCAGAGAAUCAUAGACCAGCUUUAUUAACAGGAUCAGCUGCUCAUCUUCAUCGGCUGGUCUAAAGGAUGGUGGUCUUCACGUGUAACGCCUGCGGCGAGUCUCUGAAGAAAGCUCAAGUGGAGAAGCACGUGCUGAAGUGCCGCGCCUGUCAGGUUUUGUCCUGCAUCGACUGCAGCAAAGACUUCUGUGGUGACGAUUACAAGAACCACAACAAGUGCAUCAGUGAAGACCAGAAGUAUGGCGGUAAAGACUUCCAGGCGAAGGCAAACAAGGGUGAUGUGAAGCAGCAGCAGUGGAUUCAGAGGAUCCAGCAGGCCAUGGAGCAGUCUGACAUCGAGCCCAGCGUGUGGAAGGUCCUGCAGAUGGUCAGCACUCACAAUAACGUGCCGCGCAAGAGAGCCAAGUUUGAGAACUGGAUGAAGAACUGUCUGAAGAUCUACACCCCGUGUUUACUGGAGAAGGUCUGGGAGAUCUGCUCAACGGCUGCCGACAGCAACAGCAACCAAACCAACCAACAGACGGCGAACAAAAACAAGAGAGAUGAGCGGAAAGAUAAGAAGAACAAGAGAAAGACUUCAGAUGAGAAUUCAGAGGAGCAGAAUGGAGAAAACACAGACGAGAAACAGAGGAGAAGAAAGAGGAAACGAGAGGAGAAAGAACAGAAUGGACAGAACGCAGACGAAAAGAGCAACAAAAAACAGAAGAAAAGAAAACAGGAGGCGUUUGACAAGAGUCUGAAUCCGGAGGGGGAGGAGCCAGAGAACCAGGAGUCUGAAUCAAACUCUGCAGGGAAGUUUAACUGGAAAGGGACGAUAAAGGCGGUUCUGAGAGACGCUCCAGAGGACGGACUCGCUGUCAAGAAACUCCGCAAGAAGGUCUUAGCGGCGUAUCACUCUUUCACUGGAGACUCAAACUACAGAUCGGAAGAGGAGCUUCUGUCUCUGUUCAACAGAAAGAUCAACAACAACCCCAAGUUCAAGAUCCUCAAAGACAGAGUCAGACUGCAGAAAUGAUGGACGCUAUUCAUCAUCAUCAUCACCUCUAGCUGUAAUAAAUGUGGCGAGUGAACUCA